Messenger RNA from Rhinopithecus roxellana (golden snub-nosed monkey), 3393 nucleotides. RefSeq names its product protocadherin beta 12 (gene PCDHB12). Gene Ontology annotation, molecular function: calcium ion binding. The coding region runs from base 180 to 2567 and encodes 795 amino acids. The transcript has a single exon. Lineage: Eukaryota; Metazoa; Chordata; Mammalia; Primates; Cercopithecidae. Gene Ontology annotation, biological process: homophilic cell-cell adhesion. The record is from RefSeq and is a predicted model, not a curated record. Gene Ontology annotation, cellular component: plasma membrane.
CGCAGAGAACUGGGAAGACAGAACAAUCCUUUAAGGGACAACCUAGAAGCCAUUCAACAAGGUUAAAAUCUUUAGGCUUCCGAAGAUUUGGUAGACAGAUCAGAGGCACGUUUCCCACAACUGCGAAGUGGUGCUGAGGCAAUUCCACAAGAAGAUUUUGGAGUUUUGGAAAAGAAGCUAUGGAAAACGGAGGGGCAGGAACUCUGCAGAUAAGGCAAGUCCUGCUUUUCUUUGUUUUGCUGGGAAUGUCUCAGGCGGUCUCUGAAACUGGGAGUUUUUUGGUGAUGGAGGAAUUGCAGAGUGGCAGCUUUGUAGGAAAUUUGGCAAAGACCCUGGGACUGGAGGUGAGUGAGCUGUCUUCGCGGGGGGCUCAGGUGGUUUCUAAUGAUAACAAAGAGUGUUUGCAGCUGGACACAAAUACUGGAGAUUUGCUCCUGAGCGAAAUGCUAGACAGGGAGGAGCUCUGUGGCUCCAAUGAGCCUUGUGUGCUGUAUUUCCAAGUGUUAAUGAAAAACCCCACGCAGUUUUUACAAAUUGAACUCCAGGUCAGGGAUAUAAAUGAUCACUCUCCCGUCUUCUUGGAAAAAGAAAUGCUCUUAGAAAUCCCAGAGAACAGUCCUCUUGGUGCUGUGUUCUUGCUUGAAAGUGCGAAGGAUUUAGAUGUAGGAAUCAAUGCUGUAAAAAGCUACACAAUAAAUCCGAACUCUCAUUUCCACAUUAAAAUAAGAGUCAAUCCAGAUAAUAGGAAAUACCCUGAGUUAGUUCUGGACAAGGCGCUGGAUUAUGAAGAGUGCAGGGAGCUCAGUUUCAUCCUCACUGCUCUGGAUGGCGGGUCCCCUCCCAGGUCCGGAACUGCCUUGGUCAGGGUGGUGGUUGUAGAUAUUAAUGACAACUCCCCUGAGUUUGAGCAGGCUUUUUAUGAGGUGAAGAUUCCGGAGAAUAGCACCCUUGGCUCGCUGGUUGUGACAGUCUUGGCUUGGGAUUUAGACUCUGGAACAAACAGUGAACUAUCCUAUACCUUUUCCCAUGCCUCAGAAGAUAUUCGCAAGACAUUUGAAAUUAAUCAACAGUCUGGAGACAUUACUUUAACAGCACCUUUGGAUUUUGAAACGAUUGAGUCAUACUCAAUAAUCAUUCAAGCCACAGAUGGGGGAGGACUUUUUGGAAAAUCUACAGUCAGAAUUCAGGUGAUGGAUGUAAAUGACAAUGCUCCUGAAAUCACUGUGUCAUCAAUUACCAGUCCAAUCCCAGAAAGCACACCAGAGACCGUGGUUAUGGUUUUCAGGAUACGAGACAGAGACUCUGGGGACAACGGAAAGAUAGUUUGUUCUGUCCCGGAAGACAUCCCAUUCGUGCUAAAAUCUUCUGUAAAUAAUUACUACACUUUGGAAACAGAGAGACCACUGGACAGAGAGAGCAGAGCCGAGUACAACAUUACCAUCACCGUCACCGACUUGGGGACACCCAGGCUGAAAACCGAGUACAACAUAACCGUGCUGGUCUCCGACGUCAAUGACAACGCCCCCGCCUUCACCCAAACCUCCUACACCAUGUUCGUCCGCGAGAACAACAGCCCCGCCCUGCACAUCGGCAGCAUCAGCGCCACAGACAGAGACUCAGGCACCAACGCCCAGGUCACCUACUCGCUGCUGCCACCCCAGGACCCGCACCUACCCCUCGCCUCCCUGGUAUCCAUCAACACAGACAACGGCCACGUGUUCGCCCUCCGGUCGCUGGACUACGAGGCCCUGCAGGAGUUCGAGUUCCGCGUGGGCGCCACAGACCGCGGCUCCCCGGCGCUGAGCAGCGAGGCACUGGUGCGCGUGCUUGUGCUGGACGCCAACGAUAACUCGCCCUUCGUACUGUACCCGCUGCAGAACGGCUCCGCGCCCUGCACAGAGCUGGUGCCCCGGGCGGCGGAGCCGGGCUAUCUGGUGACCAAGGUGGUAGCGGUGGACGGCGACUCUGGCCAGAAUUCCUGGCUGUCGUACCAGCUGCUCAAGGCCACGGAGCCUGGGCUGUUCGGCGUGUGGGCGCACAAUGGCGAGGUGCGCACCGCCAGGCUGCUGAGCGAGCGCGACGCGGCCAAGCACAGGCUGGUGGUGCUGGUCAAGGACAAUGGCGAGCCUCCACGCUCGGCCACCACCACGCUGCACGUGCUCCUGGUGGACGGCUUCUCCCAGCCCUACCUGCCUCUCCCAGAGACGGCCCCGGCCCAGGCCCAGGCCGACUCACUCACCGUCCACCUGGUGGUGUCAUUGGCCUCGGUGUCGUCGCUGUUCCUCUUGUCGGUGCUCCUGUUCGUGGCGGUGCGGCUGUGCAGGAGGAGCAGGGCAGCCUCUGUGGGUCGCUGCUCGGUGCCCGAGGGCCCCUUUCCAGGGCAUCUGGUAGACGUGAACAGCACCGGGACCCUGUCCCAGAGCUACCAGUAUGAGGUGUGUGUGACUGGAGGCUCCGGGACAAAUGAGUUCAAAUUUCUGAAACCAAUUAUCCCCAACUUCCUACCCCACAGCACACGUAGGGAAGUUGAAGAAAACCCCCCGUUUCAGAAUAAUUUGGUUUUCUGAUAAAGAAUGAAAAAUAAAUCCUGUGUUUAUGAAUACAUUUAUAAUUAGGAAUUUAUUGUAAGGUGCCCGUAAAGUAGUAUUUUUGAUCACUUCAAAUAUGUACUCUUUAAGUCAAGAAAUUUCUUUACAUAGGAAAGGAUCCAGAUUUAGUAUCAAGAACCCUUCACAAAGCAUGAAAUGUAUAUGUGUAAUGUUUUAUGUCAAACAAUUAUGCUUAAUAUAAAGUCUAUUAAAUGGUAAGUCUUGUUUGAGAUAUUUUAAAUUGCUUUCCAUUGUUUUCAAUAUUUACCAUGACUUUCGUUUUCUGAGUUGAUUAGAAUGCUGUUCGAGUAUACUACCUUAGUUUCAGAAGCAUAGAUUGUAGUGUACCUUUUUAGACCUUAUUUUUUUAAAACACUCGUUUUAUGGAUCAUACACUAUUUUCACACUUUUAAUCUCAGAAGAAACAUAUGUGGCAUGGUAUUUUAGGAAUGACCAAAUAGAUGGUCUCAGAGAUUCAGUAAGAUCACCAAGGUCCGCUAACUAAUAAGUGACAAAACUGAGCAUCCAUCCUCGAUCUGUCUGACUCUGAGUCAGUGGCUUUGCUCCAAUUCCAUACUGUUUUCUGUCAUUAGAUAUCACCUGGCAAGUUUCUGCCUAACUAAAGAGAAGAAAUGUUUUUAUCACAUUCAUACUACUGUUCAGUCUUUAUUUAGAAAUAAUCUUUAUCUAUGAUUUCAUUUUCUCAUAAACCAAUAAUCUUGCUUUUCUGGGUAAAUUUUCAGCUAUUAUUACUAAUGCUGUGAUCUGUCUAAAUCUCAAGUAAAAAACAAAAUUGAAAGAGCAA